CGUCAUCGUCAGACAUAUUAUUAGCAAAGCAUUACUCAACGUUAACAAAAGAUUUAGACCUUUGAGCUGCCUGUGAAUAGCUAUAAUUAAUCUCGCGUAAUUAUUUCUUAAAGUCUUCUCUUUAGUUAAAUAUUUUCAAGUUUUUUUAUAUUGUACGUGUGGUAUGUGCAGAGCGUAGUAAGUAAUUACAUUUCUGCGUGAACAAGAAAUGCGAGAUUUUGAUCACAAACGAGGUAGACAAUUAGUUGACUGUGCUACUGAAGAAGAUACUGUUGUGGAAGAAAGCACUGUUUAAAUCCUGAAGUAGAAGUUGCUGGUUUAUUUUUAUCAAAAUUGUUGUACUUCUGUAAGAAGUUGUGAUUGAAUACUGAUACUUAAUUUUCUGAUUGUAGUAUCAGACAGCAGCAAAAGAAAAAAUGCCUUCUGAUACUGAAAGUAAUACUAGUUUCAAUAACACAAGUGUAAGAACAUUCAAAAUUUUUAUUGGAAAUUUAUCUGAAAAAACUACAUCUAAUGACAUUAGGCCAUUAUUUGAAAAAUAUGGAAAAGUUGUUGAGUGUGAUGUUAUGAAAAAUUUUGGUUUUGUUCAUAUGGAUGAUGAAAAUAAUGGUCGAGCUGCUAUUAAAGGUUUGAAUGGUACAAUGGUAAAUGAUUUAGCCAUGAAGGUAGAAGCGGCUACUAGUCGCAGAGGUCCUAAUACACCGACUACUAAAAUAUUUGUGGGCAAUUUGUCGGAAACUACUAAAGCUCCUGAAGUUCGUGAAUUAUUUUCCAGAUAUGGAACUGUUGUUGAAUGUGAUAUUGUUCGAACUUAUGGAUUUGUGCAUAUUGACUCAACUGAUGUAAGUAGGAUGAUCAAAGACUUAAAUGGACACAUGUUAGACGGUCAACCAAUUAAAGUUCAAAUUUCUAACAGUCGCGUACGGCAAAGACCAGGAAUGGGUAUGCCAGAACAAUGUUACAGGUGCGGCAAGGGUGGUCAUUGGUCUCGCGAGUGCAGCCGUGAAGGGUAUGGUUAUGGUAGGGAAGCUAUGCCACCACUUCCUCCACCUCGUGCUCUUUUAUAUCCUCCUCCACCCCCACCUUCAUUUGUUCGAGAUCGUUUAUUGAGUUCUUAUGGCACGGGUUUGAAAUCAGAUUUGACUAGGAUGGACGAUUAUUCAAUGUUGUCUCAUGCUGAUUUAGGAAGUCAUAUGUAUGAGGCUGAUGGUCUGUAUGAUCGUUACUAUGAUCGCGGAUUAAUGCGUUCAGCAGCUGAUGGAAGUUAUGGUAUGGAUAGACGUAUUCCUAGAAUGCCUUCUAGCCGUGAUUACUUACAAUCAUCUACACGUAUGGGUAGUACAAUGAGAGAUCCUGAUUAUGUUUUUACUCGUCGCUCGCCUUUAUCAAGUAGCCGUACAUCGUCUUCUCAUGCAUAUGAUGAUUUUUCUAGGGAUUCCUAUGAUGAUCGACGAGUGUCGGGAUCUCGCGGGUCGUCGCGUUACACGCCGUAUUAAAUGAUAUAUUCGUAUAAAUACUUCCGUGCCGUGGCCGUGUACUCGCGUCGUCAGAUCGGAUAACUGUACACACAACGUCGACCUACAACAUUUUUUAUUUUACAUUAAGACAAACAAUUGAAGACCUACAUUUAUAAAAUCUUGUAUAAGAUUAUUUGUCAGCAUACAUUUUUUUUUAGGUUAAUAGAUAAAUUCUUAGUGUCAAAAAUUAAUAUUUUUUUUUGUAUGAUUACUAUAAUUAUUAAUUAUUAUUAUUAUUUAGGAAUUAGUUUUAAUAAUGGUUAAGUUAUCUGGGACUAAGAUUAUAACCAAAUAAAAUAUACUGCAUUAUUUUGUAAAACUUAAAAAUAUUCUAAAAUUAUUUAGAAUUUUCAUUGACAUUGUGUUUUAGGUCUUCAACAAUCUUAACAAUUUAUUUUCUUAAGUUUCUGUUUAUCAUCGAGUUAUUACAAAUAGUUAGUGACUUAUGUAGAUUAUUAAUCUUUGUAGUCAAACAUUUUAUAAUUAAGUUAAUUUGUAUUAAUAAAAGUAAUAAUGAAACAUUUAAAUAUUGUAAGCCCAAACAAAUUUUAUGACAACAAAAACUUUGUAAUUUUCAUUGUAAUAAAUUAUAAUCGAAUGAAAAAUGACAAUUUUUUUGUAGUUCUUUUGUUCUCUUAUAUUAGUUAAGUGUUUUUUAGUUAUGAAUACUACAGCCGACCGAUCGAAUAGUUCGUCAAACGUGUUUCUUACACCGUUCGAUACGUGCGUCGUACUGAAGAAUAUUCGAGCGAAGCCGAUGCGUUUACGAUUCGUGUAAUAUACUCAUUCUUAGAAUAUUGUUAGUAGCAUGUUGCUGAAUGAUGAAUAAUUUGUCACAA
Messenger RNA from Daktulosphaira vitifoliae (grape phylloxera), 2356 nucleotides. It is a transcript of the gene lark, whose product is annotated as RNA-binding protein lark. The coding region runs from base 417 to 1496 and encodes 359 amino acids. The transcript has 12 exons. Gene Ontology annotation, molecular function: zinc ion binding; mRNA binding. Gene Ontology annotation, cellular component: cytosol. Lineage: Eukaryota; Metazoa; Arthropoda; Insecta; Hemiptera; Phylloxeridae. The record is from RefSeq and is a predicted model, not a curated record.